Messenger RNA from Mycotypha africana, 1425 nucleotides. RefSeq names its product RIO1 family-domain-containing protein. The record is from RefSeq and is a predicted model, not a curated record. Gene Ontology annotation, cellular component: preribosome, small subunit precursor; nucleus; cytosol. Gene Ontology annotation, molecular function: protein serine/threonine kinase activity; ATP binding. The transcript has 6 exons. Gene Ontology annotation, biological process: maturation of SSU-rRNA; protein phosphorylation. The coding region runs from base 1 to 1425 and encodes 474 amino acids. NCBI's taxonomy places the organism in Eukaryota, Fungi, Mucoromycota, Mucoromycetes, Mucorales, Mycotyphaceae.
AUGAAAUUAGACGCCAAAGCCCUUCGGUAUAUGUCUGCAGAAGACUUUCGAGUCCUAACAGCUGUUGAAAUGGGCUCGAAAAACCACGAAGUUGUUCCCAGUCAAAUGAUUGCGCAAAUUGCUCAGUUAAGACAUGGUGGUGCACAUAAAAUUGUUGGCGAUCUAGCAAAGAGGAAAUUGAUUGCGCGUGUUCAAAAUAUGUCCUAUGAUGGUUAUCGCUUGACUUAUGGUGGUUAUGAUUACCUUGCAUUAAAGACAUUUGCCAAAAGAGGAUCUGUUUACUCAGUUGGUAAUCAAAUUGGUGUUGGUAAAGAAUCAGAUAUCUAUAUUGUCGCUGAUGAAGAGGAUAAUCAGCAUGUGUUGAAGUUACAAAGACUUGGCCGUAUGUCCUUUAGAACUAUCAAGUCGAAACGUGAUUACUUACAAAAAAGAAAAUCUGCUUCUUGGAUGUAUAUGUCACGGUUAGCGGCCAUGAAGGAAUAUGCCUUUAUGAAAGUUCUCUAUGAUAAUGGAUUUCCAGUGCCAGAACCAAUUGAUCAAAACAGACAUUGUGUGGUCAUGGGCUUAAUUGAUGCAUACCCUCUGCGUCAAAUCGAAGAAGUAGGUGACCCAGGCAAACUCUACUCUGAAUUAAUGAGUUUGAUUGUCAAAUUGGCUCAGUAUGGCCUUAUCCAUGGUGAUUUCAACGAAUUCAACAUAUUGAUCAAAAGUGACGGUUCACCUAUAUUGAUUGAUUUUCCUCAAAUGGUUUCAACAUCCCAUAUGAACGCAGAAUAUUACUUCAAUCGUGAUGUAGAAUGUAUUCGUACUUUUUUCCGUCGUCGAUUUGGAUACGAAAGCGUCCUUUAUCCUCGUUUUACCAAGGAUGUCAAUAGAGAGUUCAGUUUGGAUGUGCAAGUUGCUGCUAGUGGGUUCAGUAAGCAAAUGCAGAAGGAAUUAGAAGAUUAUCAAGAAGAAAUCAAAGAGACAUCAGAUGAGGAGGAGGAGGAUGACGAAAGCGAAGACGAGGAAACUGACGAUAGUGAAGAAGAGGAGGAAACGGAGGAAGGCGAUGCAUCACCAAACCAACAGACUUACGAUAAUGAUGAUGAGGAAGAUAUUGCUGAAAAAGUGAAAGAAAUAAAGUUAGAGGAACAAAAAGUUGAUGAUGAAGAUAACAAUGAAGCUGAAAAAGAUGACGAUGGUGACGAACUGGAAAAACCAAAUAAUCGUGAGUUCAAAGCGUAUUGUGACACGACAUCAAAGAAAAAGAAGCCACACAAAGUGGGAAUGUCCGAAGAAGAGUUGAAGAGUAGAGUAUCGCGUACCUUAAAUAAGAAAUUUGCAAAAUCUGGAAAUAGAAAUGCCAGAGGAAACAACUUAAAACAUAAGGGCAAAAGAAGUGAUAAGUCUGAAGCCAAACUUGGUAAAAAUGCAAUUUUUUAA